UGGAGAACGAGGGAGAACGCCGGCGACGGUUCACGGGCCGUGAGCAAGUGGGGCGGACUGGAGAGCGAGAGAGCGAUCGGCCAGUUUACCUUGCCUGCCUCGCUGUUGCAGCUGCAGCUGCUGCAACGCAACGCAAAGGGUCCACCCCGCCAAGGCCUCCACUCUCGCAUCUAACCCCGUCCUCAUUACCAGCAGGCUCAGCCAGCACACUCCCCGCCGCGAACCAUGGCCAACACCCCCGAUGCGAACGAUGCUGCAUCGGGUCGCUUGCCAGCAGCAGCAGUAGCAGCAGCAGCGACGCAGCGCAGCGUGCUAGGUCCACCGCUUACAAGAUUCUCCUCCAUCCACCAAGGCGGCAGCACCACCAGCACGGCCGAGCCAGAGCGAGCAUUGGCUGCAUCAGCGUCGGCUCCGUCGCCACAACAGCAACCCUCCUCGCGGCCCUCGCCUCGCCUCUCGGACCUCGUUGAUCCUGCGACGACGUCCCGCUACCCACCUUCACUCCCACGGAACGGGUCAGGCAGCGUUUCCAAUGCCCCCUCCUUUCCCUUUCCGCCGCUUCCCAGUCCGUACGCGAACACCACCAACGGCGCUAGGCAGCUCUUCACGUCGUCCAGUGCGACGCGCAGUCCCGCAUUAUACAAGCUUGCGUCGUCCGAGCGCAGCACGGUGGGUGAACUGUCGGCUGCGUCUAGCGCUCCGGCAGCAGCGGUAGCCACAGCAGCGGUAGCAGCAGCAUCGCCAUCCUCCGCCGGGCGCACCUCGCUCUGGAGCGCCUCUGUGCAUUCGCGCGAGCGCAACGGUGCGUCGACCGGCCCGCUCAACAACACUAGCGCAUCCUCCCCCGGCGCCAGCUAUCGCACUGGCACGACGACGACGUCAUUGUCGUCGUCGUCGCUCAAAGGCAAAGGCAGCAGCAGCAGCGCGCAACCAAUGUCGACGCUCAUCGCGUCGUAUCCGGACGCAUACCAGCACAGCGGCGUCGCACCAGCAUCAUCGUUACUGGACUCGGGAGACGGUGCCGCGGGCAGCAUUUCGCCUUCGUACGGCUUUGCGCAUCACGGCAGGCGCAGCCAGGCUGUGCAGCAGCAGCAGAUGAAAGCACAAGCCAUGUACACGAACGGCCCCGACGCCACAUCCGGCAGCAGCAGCUGCAGCAACGGAGUCACCAGCUCCUCGUCGCGCGGCCUCAAGCGCCCUCGGUCGCCGCGGCCGCCGGCCUCGGCAGCCGCCCGCAGCUUGCACGCGGAGACACACGCCAAGGCGAGCGGACACGAGUCUUCGCCCAGCGAGCGCGGCAGCAGCUCGCCCGCCGGUGGCAACAACAGCACCAGCACCAGUACCAAAAAUCGCGCUGGCGACGGUGCGGAUGCACCGACCAGCAAGAAGCCCAAGACACCGCGCGCAUGCGACUCGUGCAGGACCAAGAAGAUCAAGUGCCAGGUGCUGAAGGACGGGUUAUGCUUGCAUUGCAAGACGUACCAGCUGCGAUGUACUUUCUACUUGCCUAUCUCCGAAACGCGCUUCAAGAAAAAGCGCGAUCGCGAGAUGGAGCUGUUCACCGUCGCGGCAGCAGCUGCAGCUGCUGCCGCGACGGGCCGAGCGCCGCUGACGCACGUGCCCGGUGCGCGCGGCCUCGGCGCGCCGCAUGACCUCUCCGGGCGCAUCCUACCCCCUUUGCGGCCAAGCAUGAGCCAGGAGUGGUCUGCACCGCCAGGUACCGUGCCCCAAGCCGCCGGUUUCACUGCCUGGCCCUCUUCGGGACCACGCUCGGCGCCCGUGCUAGCGGGCGAUGCCCACCUGGCAGCGGCGGCGGCUGGCAACACGGGCAGCAACAGCUCGCCCGAGCGUGCCGCGGAGCCGUCUCGUGCUGCGACGGGCCCAGCGGUCGUCGUGGCCCUGCAGCGCUCCGCAUCCGAGUCGGCCGCGCGCGUUUGUGGCGUGGCGGCGAAUGGCGGGCAUAGCCCUGCGUCAGGCGCGCCGCCCCAGCCGCCCGACUCGAGCGUGCUGGGCCCGACAUCGAUUGCCUACCUCGUGCACUCGACCGCGUUCGUGCCGAGCGCCGCGCUGGAGGACCACGACAUCAAGCACCACCAGACCUUCGAGGUCGGCGCCAGCGGUGACGGCAUUAUCAAGUUCCACAAGGUCCCGCGCACGCGCGGCUCCGUCUCGAGCGACGAGGAGCUGCCGACAGAGCUACCGGAGGUGGUGCGCUCGCGCCUCGCCGGCGACGUCGCGGAGAAGCUGGUCAACUCGUACUUUGAGAGGAUCGCGCCGAUGUUCCCCAUCAUCACCAAGUCCGAGUUCCUCCACCUCUCUCCGCCGCCACCGCUGCUGCUGUACGCCGUGUGCAGUGUCGCGGCGCUCGCGCGCGACGUUCCGCGCGAGGUACUCACCGCUGUGCGCAGCACGCUCGCCAUCCUCCUCCGCGACAGCGACGUGCUGAGCAACUCGAGCUCUGUCGCGAUCCGCGCUCUGCUCGUCAUGAGCCUCCACCAGGACGUCCACGGCUCGACGGCCGUCCAGUGCGGCGCGCGCUCGUGGAACCGCCUCGGCUGCGCUGUGCGCAUGGCUCAGGACCUCGGCCUGCACCGCGAUGCCAGCGGCCGCGACGACGUCGACGGCGAAGCGUUUUUCCUCGAACAGAAGCGCAGGGUCUGGGGCAGCUGUGUCACCGCCGAUCGCUGGGCGGCGAUCUACUCUGGCAGACCGCUCGCCAUCGACCUGACGGACUGUGACGUCCGCCUCCCGUCGCCGUACGAGGUGCUGCGCUACCCGUCCGACCCGCCGUCGCGACCCGGCGAGCAGCAGCCGUUCGUGUUCAACACGGAGAUGCUCAAGCUGAGCAUUCUCUUCGGCCGCGUCAUGAAGACCAUCUACAGCCCGACGGGACUCAUGAAGGCGACCGACGAGGAGAUCACCAGCUUGCUUGGCGACAUUGACGCCUGGCGCGAGGCCCUGCCAGAGCGCCUUCAGUUCAAAGGCCAACGAUCGCCGCCGGAGGCAGGUAUCCUGCACAUCGCACAUGCGUGCUUGCAGGUUCUCUUCUUCCGCGUCUUCCUGCGCAUAUCUUACGUCUGCCCAACGCAUCUCAAGUUCAGUAUGACGAUCGAGCGCAUGACGCAGCUUCUCACCUGGGCCAAGGAGGCGAUCGACUGGGUCAACGACCACGAUUUCUACUUUGACACCCUCGGCCUCCUUUCAUAUAGUCUCGUCAGCUGCGCGACGCUCAUGUACCAUGCUUCGAUCCGUCGCGGCGACCAGGUCGCGCUAGAGAAGCUCAAGAAGCUGCGAGACUACUUCAAAGCCGCCGCCAGGACCGACGAGGGUCUGGGCGACUCGGUACGCGCCAAGAGCGGCGCUGUGAUCGCACUCCUGUACGAUGCUGCCAUUGGCGCCUUCCCCAAUGAGCGCUACACUGGCGCGCUGAAUCCGACGGCGGGCGUCAGCAACCACAAGACGACCGAGGCCGUGCGAGGUCUCAAGUUCAAGCCGGACCCAUCUCGCCCAGGUGGAGGGGUGUACGUCGCUGAGACGAGCGACCUCGUCGUGCACGAUCUGCCGCGCGGCACCGUCAUUCUCAAGGAUACCGAGACGGCCAACCGCAUGCCCGUAUUCACGUGGUCACCCACAUCGGGCAACUGGCGCAUGGUCUCUGGCAAUCCCGACAGUGCUCCGCUGCCUGCUGACGACCCGAGUAGCGCUCCAGGCGCAAAGCUGGUCACCAUGUUCCCCAUGGCAACAGGCCUGGUUAACCUUCCACCCGGUAUGCCGCAAACUCCGCAGCAGCAGCAGCAGCAACUGCCACCCCAGCCACUACAGCAGCAGCAACCGCAAGUUCAUCACCCCCAACAUCAAGAGCCAGCAGGGAUGCAUGGCUUCCCCGUCGAUGUGGGCGAUGUGCAAGCCCAGCUCUUUGCCAACGUCAAUCCGGACUUGAACGGUGUCAGCUGGAAUCCAGCGGCGAACUUCGUGCUCGAAAGCUCAGCGGACCUAGCCCCGAACUUACAGGGCUCGGGCGUAGAUCCUCUCCUGCUGGAUGGCUUACCCCAGCAUCUCGACUUUGACGCAUGGUCCAGCUGGUUUGCAAGGUUCCAGCCUCAUCUACAAAAUCGCGACAGCGACAUGUCUGCCGCUUCGCUCGCAGUGUGAUAUUCCCAGAUCGAAUGGACAAUCGGAUAAUUAGUAACGGUGCAAAGGGACGUAUUUUGCCUCGAGUGAAACCCAACAAAUCG
Molecule: messenger RNA, 4235 nt
Organism: Tilletiaria anomala UBC 951
Lineage: Eukaryota; Fungi; Basidiomycota; Exobasidiomycetes; Georgefischeriales; Tilletiariaceae
Exons: 3
Coding region: 226-4152 (1308 amino acids)
Biological process (GO): DNA-templated transcription
Cellular component (GO): nucleus
Molecular function (GO): DNA binding; DNA-binding transcription factor activity, RNA polymerase II-specific; zinc ion binding
Source: RefSeq, a predicted model, not a curated record